UGAAAUAUCAGCUUGAGACGUGCCCCCGGCACACCCGCUCGACUGGGCGUGUUUACUCUUUACUUCGAUAGUUCGUUCGAUGCGAUUGAAGGAUCCGCACGAGAUUUUUUUUACACGGACGAGUACCCGGAAGAAACACGGUGAGAGAAGGAAGGCAAGAAUACAUGGCGCACAUUAAAGUGUUCAAAAAGUGCCUUUAACGGCGAUAUCGUAACGCGAAUUGGUUUGAGCAAGAAAAAAAGAAAAUUCGUAUUUGUUGGAGAUGCCUACUAUUUGCCAAGCGAUGACGCCGAUCGUUAUUGCCUGCUGGUUCUACUGCCUGUUGGGCGUUGUCGGUCAGUAUGAGUGGCAGACCCGCGAUUCCUUUGACGAGAUCCGCAUGCGGAUGGACAAGGUAAACGAUGACAACUGCCUGAUACAGCACCUCGGCGACCUGUACCUGCCAGAAGACGCAGUGUCGCAUUUGCCUGACAUAAAAGACAUCAAUAUCAAUCCAGUGUUCCCGAAUCGUACAGCUUUGCUGCAUCUUCACAACAUGGCACUCAGUAGGAGCUUCUUCUGGAGUUACAUUCUGCAGUCGCGCUUCAUCCGACCAGCAAUCAAUGAUACCUAUGAUCCAGGCAUGAUGUAUUACUUCUUGUCCACAGUGGCAGACGUUUCCUCCAACCCAUAUAUUAAUGCCUCGGCCAUCUAUUUCGCACCCAAUAUGUCUUACUCGCCAUCCUACAGGGGUUUCUUCAAUAAGACCUUUCCCAGAUUUGCGCCACGGACCUUCAGGGCAGAUGAUUUCAAUGAUCCUAUACACCUAGAGAGAAUAUCUACCAGAAACACAUUUACUGUGCAGGAUUUAGGAGCGUUUCCCAGUAACAGGCUCAGCGACGAUUAUACCACUGACUUUUAUCGUAUAAACGAAUGGUACAAAAAAUGGUUACCAGAUAUCGUAAAGGAAAGACACGACACUAAAACGACAUAUCAAGUUGAAAUUCGCUAUGCCAACAAUACAAAUGAAACAUUUACCUUUCAUGGUCCACGUGGUGCCGAUGAGUAUCCUGGACCUGUGCAAUGGACUAGACCAUAUUUCGAUUGUGGCCGAUCAAAUCGAUGGCUCGUAGCUGCGGUAUCACCUAUAGCAGAUAUCUAUCCACGACACACUGGCUUCAGGCAUAUCGAAUAUCCAACAUAUACUGCCGUUUCGGUAAUGGAAAUGGACUUUGAAAGAAUAGAUAUAAAUCAAUGUCCCAAAGGUAAAGGGAACCUUGGUCCUAAUAGAUUCGCUAAUACUGCAAGAUGCAAGACUGAUACUACAGAGUGCGAACCGAUACAUGGUUGGGGUUUCAGAAGAGGUGGAUAUCAAUGUAGAUGUAGACCAGGUUUCAGAUUACCGACUGUCGUACGACGACCUUAUCUUGGUGAAAUAGUGGAGAGAGCCACGCAAGAACAAUACUAUAAUGGUUUCGAUUGCUUGCGGAUCGGCUGGGUUCAUAAAAUGCCAGUGCAAUGGGAAAAAGCAAACUCAUAUCUCAGAGAAAAGUAUCUCGAGCAAUUCCAUCAUUAUAGGAAUUAUUCAACCGGUUCAACUGCACUUCACGAUACAAAGCUGAACAUCGACCAAGCUCUCAAAUUCAUUCUUGGUAUGAAUUCGGAAACUUGCAAGAAUUAUGCGCCACAAGACUUAAUGUUACGCGGAGACAUUAGCUUCGGUGCGGAAGAGUUUUUCGAGAACGAAGCGAAAAUGGCGACUAGAUUGGCAAACUUCAUCAGUGCGUUCCUACAAGUAUCAGAUCCCUUGGAAGUUUACUCGGGCAAGAGAGUAGCCGACAGACCGCUCACGGAAGAUCAAAUGAUGGGGGAGACCCUGGCUUUGGUGCUCGGCGAUACAAAGAUAUGGUCAGCUGGCACUUUUUGGGAUCGUAAUAAAUUUACCAACAGAACAUUCUUUGCCCCAUAUGCUUACAAGACGCAGUUAAAUACACGCAACUUUAAACUUGAAGAUUUAGCUAGACUCAAUGGCACAGAUGAAGUAUAUACAAAGAAGAGUUACUUCCAAGUAUUAAAGCAACGUUGGGCAACGAAUUUUGAUCAACUGGAGAAAUAUUAUAUGAAAAUAAAGAUUCGAUUCAAUGAAACUGGAGAGCACCUAAAAAAGUUUGAGCAUUACCCAAACUAUUACAGGGCAGCAAAUCUGGACCAUGGACACUGGACAACUCCGUACUUCGAUUGUAACGGCAAGAUGAAGAAGUGGGUAAUUACCUAUGCAUCCCCGUUUUUUGGAUGGGACAGCUUGAAGGAGAAACUGGAAUUCAAGUGAGUGUUCUCAUCAGAGUGUGAUCACAUGCGAUAGGAAAAAGGAACGCGUCUCUGUACGUGCAUACACACACACACACACAUUAGGAUGGUCGUUAAAAAAUAGAUUUUUGUUGCCGCUCCCUAAAAUGGUAGUAAUUGAUGAAAAAAUAAAAUCUAUGCAACCCUAAGGCUGUCAAGUCACGGAAAAGGGUGCCUCUCGAAGAAAGAAGUCUUAGAAUUCGCGUUUUUUCAUUUAAUUUUUGCUGUAUAAAUUAGACCCUGAUUUACAUCAAUUUAUUAUCUUUAAUAAAUUUUCCUAUUCGGUGAACACAUCAAUGCAAAGCAAGGUCCAAUUAUAUCUGUAUAAGCGAUUUAAAAAUUUUCUCUGUGUAAUGCUACAAAAAAAAAACGAUUGCAUUGAAUUUUUUUGUCAAUUAUC
Molecule: messenger RNA, 2725 nt
Organism: Temnothorax curvispinosus
Lineage: Eukaryota; Metazoa; Arthropoda; Insecta; Hymenoptera; Formicidae
Exons: 9
Coding region: 263-2308 (681 amino acids)
Source: RefSeq, a predicted model, not a curated record